Dermatophagoides pteronyssinus (European house dust mite) is the source of this 530-nucleotide messenger RNA. RefSeq names its product tRNA (cytosine(38)-C(5))-methyltransferase (gene Mt2). Gene Ontology annotation, cellular component: nucleus. NCBI's taxonomy places the organism in Eukaryota, Metazoa, Arthropoda, Arachnida, Sarcoptiformes, Pyroglyphidae. Gene Ontology annotation, molecular function: methyltransferase activity. The record is from RefSeq and is a predicted model, not a curated record.
UUAAAAAUUUUACUUGGCCCACUUGCAACAAUGAAACGGAAAAUUGAAUAAAUAGGAAAUUUUGUGUUUCAUUCUUUUGCAAAAAAAUUCAAAAUGAAUUUUUCUGAAACUAUUGCUAACGAUACUGAUGGGUGGACAUCUUCAAACAAGUUUGACAAUUCCAGGCGUAUUAGAUGGUUCGAAUUUUUGUGAUUCGAAAUCGAAAAAAUCCGGCAAAAUCGAGGAUAUUUUUAUGAAUGAUAAAAAAAUGAUGAAACUAUCAUCUAUAUUAGAUGAUCGAUUUAUAUCAUCAGUUGGUCGUUUACUUCCCAAACAAAAUCUGGAAAAUUUUCCCGAUGGCAUAGUUGAUAAAGAUUUUGUAUCGAAAAUAAAGUCAAGUGAUGGCCAAUUGAAGAAAUUGACAAUUUCAUCACAACUUCCAUUAAAAUUAUCAAUAAAAAAUUUUCGUAAUAUCGAAGAUUUUACUACUUCGGAACAAGAAAAUAGCUAAUAAAUGUGCUUUAUGUGUUAAUAAAUGAAUUAUAAAUUUA